AUGAAAAAAAAAAACUUCUCUUUCACUCUCUAUCUCUUUCUUUCUCUUUCUUUCUUCCUCUUUCUCUCUUUCUUUCUCUCUAUCGCUUUCUCUCUUUCUUCCACUCUCUCUUUCUUUUUCUUUCUCUCGCUUUCUUUCUCUCCCUCUCUUUCUUUCUCUCCCUUUCUUUCUCUCACCCUAUCUCUUUCUCUGUCUUUCAUUUUCACUCUCUCUUUUUCUAUCUCUUUCUUUGUCUCCAUCUCUUUCUCUCUCUUUAUUUUUCUCUCUUUCUCUCUCUCCAUCUCUUUCUCUCUCUUUAUUUUUCUCUCUUUCUCUCUCUCUCUCUCUCUCUCUCAUUCUUUUUAUUUCUCUCUCUUUCUGUCAGUUUAUUGUUUCCUUUCAUUGUCACCACAGUCUUUUUUUCUCAUCCACAUGUUAUCUCUCCAUUUUGAUUUGAUUUCAACGCAAUUGGAUCAGACACAUUCUCCGAGUCUCUCCCUCCCUCUCUUUCUCUUCUCUUUGUUUCCUUUCUUCCUUUCCACCUCCUCUUCUCCAAUUUUCCCUUUUCUACUCUUUUCUUCUCUUUCUUCUCUUUCUUUCUUUCUUUCUUUUUCCCUUUCUCGUUUUCAUUUUUAUUUCUUCUUUCCCAUUUUUCUUUUCCUUUCUUUCUUUUUUCUUCCCUUUUUUCGUUUUUCGUUCUUAUUUCUUCCUUCCAUCUGUCUUUUUUUUAUUUAUUCCAAAAUUUCGUCGUCCUUUUUUUUCAAUUUUUUCUUCUUCAUAUCUAUCUUUUUCGUUCUUUCUUUUAUUCUAUCUUACUUUCUUUUUACUUCUUUCACUUUUUUGCUUUCAUUUUUACUUUUUCCUUACUAUCUUUCUUUUUUUGUCUUUUUUUUUUUUUUUCCUAUAUCUCUUUCCCCCUUUUUCGCUUCUUUUAAAAUUUUUCCCUUUUCUUUCUUUUUUUUUCUUUCUUUCCAGGACUUCUUAUACUUCCUUUUUUUUUUUUUUUUACAAUUCUACUUUCUUUCUUUCUUUCUUUCUUUCUUUCUGCCUUGCUUGCUAGCUUUCUUUCUUUUUUUCUUUCUUUUUCAUUUUUCUUGCCUGACACAUGCCCACUGUCCCUGGGGCAUAUGUAAACAAACCGUCUGCCAGAACCUAUCUUUGCCACACCUCCAUUGA
Molecule: messenger RNA, 1155 nt
Organism: Acanthosepion pharaonis
Lineage: Eukaryota; Metazoa; Mollusca; Cephalopoda; Sepiida; Sepiidae
Source: the annotation of a GenBank genome assembly